UGGAGAUUAAUUUUCAUUGGCAACAUCCAUAAAUAGUUUACCCAAAGGAAAGAAAAAAAGGCAAAAGACACACCAUAUUUUCACAAAAUGUUUAUGCUGGAUACAUAUGAGAACAGCAUAAUAGCAAGUUAGCAAUAUGAGAUGAGAGUGAAAUGGCAGAAACUGCAGUAUCCUUUGCCUUGGGAGAAGUGUUCCAAUUCCUAAAGGAUGAAAUAAUCCUUCUGAGAGGCAUCCAUAAAGAUUUUUCAGACAUCAGAGAUGAACUAGAAAGCAUUCAAGCCUUCCUCAAAGAUGCAGAUAAAAGGGCAGCAGACGAAGAAAACGCAAACGAUGGAAUAAGAACAUGGGUGAAGCAGGUCAGAGAAGCAUCAUUUCGUAUAGAAGAUAUCAUUGAUGAAUACCAAAGGCUCAUUCAUGUGCUCCAAGUCAAACCACUUGGAUGUGGGGCUUUAAUGAGCAAGAUUACAAGCCUGAUUUCUCGUCAUCAAAUAACAACUGAGAUUCAGGACAUUAAACAGUCACUUUCUGUAAUCAAGGAAAGAAGUGAAAGGUACAAGUUUCAAGUUUCACAAGAGACAUCUAGCAGAUUUGAAGAAAGAAGAUGGCAUGAUCCUCGAAUAGGUUCCCUUUUCAUUGAAGAAACUGAAAUUGUAGGAUUUGAAGACUCAAGAAUGGAAAUGGUUGAUUGGCUGGUGAAGGGCACAAAAGAUCCUGCAGUGAUAUCAGUGGUAGGCAUGGGAGGACUUGGAAAAACCACUCUUGCCAAGCACGUUUUUGAUAGUGAAAAGGUAAAAAAUCACUUUGAUUGUCGUGCUUUCAUCACAGUUUCUCAAUCAUACAAUGUGAGAGGGAUAUUCAUAGACAUGAUAAAGCAAUUUUGUAGGGAGACAAAAGACCCUGUUCCAAAAACGUUAGAGGAAAUGAAUGAGACGCCACUAAUUUCUGAAUUGAGGCAAUACUUGGAGCAUAAAAGGUAUUUGAUAUUCUUUGAUGAUAUAUGGCAGGAAAAAUUUUGUCACCAAGUUGAAUUUGCCAUGCCUAAAAACACUAAAAGUAGCAGGAUCAUAAUCACCACUAGAAUGAUGCAUGUUGCUCAGUGUUUCAAGAAAUCCUUUCUAGUUCAUGUUCAUGAGCUAAAACUAUUGCCUCAAUGCGAAGCAUGGGAACUCUUUUGCAAAAAAGCAUUUAGAUUUGAGUUAGAUGGGCAAUGUCCUGCAGAGCUUAAAGGUAUCUCGGAAGAAAUUGUUACAAAAUGCGGGGGGUUACCUUUGGCAAUUGUGGCCAUUGGUGGUCUAUUUUCAACAAAAUCUAAAACUGUGUUUGAAUGGCGAAAGGUGAGUCAAAUUCUGAACCUUGAGUUGCAGCGUAAUGUCAAUCUAGCUAGUUUGACUGAGAUUUUAUCUCUUAGUUAUGAUGACCUGCCUUACUAUUUGAAACCAUGCAUUUUGUAUUUUGGUAUCUAUCCGGAGGACUACUCCAUUCAUCAUAACAAGUUAACUCGACAAUGGAUAGCAGAAGGGUUUGUAAAAUCUGAUGGGAGAAGAACUUUGGAACAAGUUGCAGAUGAGUACUUAACUGAGUUAAUUUAUAGAAGUCUAGUUCAAGUCUCGACAGUUGGCUUUGCAGGGAACGUUAAAUGUUGUCAAGUCCAUGAUAUAUUACAUGACAUGAUCGUAAGUAAAGCAAAGGACUUAAGUUUUUGCCAUUUUGUAGAAGAAGGUGAUGAUGAAUCAGCCACAGCCACAACCAGAGUUGGAAUAUCAAGACGCCUAUCUAUAGACACUAUUUCCAACAUAGUGUUGAAGAGAAAUAUCGACACACACAUCCGUGCUAUUCAUGCUUUUGGAAAAGGAGGACUGCUUGAGCCUAUUAUGGCUCAAUUAUCUUCAAAGUCAAGGGUUUUGAAAGUACUUAACCUUGAAGGUACAUCGCUAAAACAUGCUCCUAGUGAUUUAGGAAAUCUUUUUCACUUAAGGUACCUAAAUCUAAGGAGUACUAAAGUACGGGUUCUUCCUAAAUCUAUUGGUAAGUUGCAGAACUUAGAGACCUUGGAUAUAAGAUAUACGUUGGUUCAUGAGUUGCCAAGUGAAAUAAAUAAGCUCAAAAAGUUACGACAUCUACUUGCUUUCCAUCGAAACUACAAAACAGAGUAUUCUCUUUUGGGAUUUACAAGUGGUGUGGUUAUGAAAAAGGGUAUUAAAAAUUUGACUUCUCUGCAAAGUCUUUAUUAUGUGGAGGUAGAUCAUGGGGGAAUAGAUCUCAUCCAAGAGAUGAGAAUGUUAAGGCAGUUAAGGAAGUUGGCCUUGAGGAAUGUUCGGAGUGAAUAUGGGAAUGCAGUAUGUGCUUUAUUGGUAGAGUUGACAAGCCUUCAAUCACUUAAAGUCACUGUAAUACAUGAUGAUGAAUUCAUGGACUUGAACAACAUAUCAUCCCUACCCCAACUUCGACGACUUAAAUUGAAAGCAAGACUCGAUAAGAUGCCUAAUUGGAUUUCAAAACUUGACUGUCUAGUAAACUUAAGGUUGGCUCUAUGCAAUUUGAAAGAUGACCCAUUAAGAUGGCUAGAGAAGUUGCCAAAUUUGUUGCAGCUCAGUAUUUGGGACAAAGCCUAUGAUGGUGAAAUUUUGCAUUUUCAAAGUGGAGGAUUUCCAAAAUUGAAGGAACUGAGUCUAGCUCGCUUGCUUAGAUUGAAUUCUAUCAUAAUAGACAUGGGAGCCUUGCUUUCACUUGAAGAUUUUUCAAUUAUCAAAUUGCCCCAUCUCAAAAAGGUAUCCCCUGGCAUCAAAGGCUUGGAUAACCUUAAAGUCCUUGACUUCCUUAACAUGCCAACAGAAUUUGUUCAGAGCAUUGAUCCAGAAAAGGGACAAGAUUAUUGGAUCAUCAAUCAUGUUCCCCUUGUAAGCAUUCGUCGCUGGGUUGGCCCAGAACUCAGUGAUUUUGAUGUCCGUACUAUUCACUCCUCCUCCAACCAGUCAUAAACACUUUGAUGAGUAAUAUGAAGAUUAUUGUGGGUGCUGCUUUUCAAACCUUGUAAUCAAGAAUUCUUCAUUUGAAUGGACAUUUUCAUUUUCUUAAUAAAGACAAAUGUAAUUUCUUUGGAUUUGUUGUGGUGAUGGAACCACUGUUACUUAACAAUCAUUUUGCAUGUAUUCUAAACUUUAGUCUCCCUUCUCUCGGUUUUGGAAGGCAAAUGUGUUUUUUUUCUUUUUCUUUUUUUGUGUGUGUGGAAUUACUCUUUAAUGUUUGUAAUGAAGACAUUUUUAAUUUAAGAGGACAUUUCGUUUUCCUACCUUAUAUAAACAAGGCUAUACAUAUAAUUUAG
Molecule: messenger RNA, 3322 nt
Organism: Cajanus cajan (pigeon pea)
Lineage: Eukaryota; Viridiplantae; Streptophyta; Magnoliopsida; Fabales; Fabaceae
Product: disease resistance protein RPM1
Biological process (GO): defense response to other organism
Molecular function (GO): ADP binding
Source: RefSeq, a predicted model, not a curated record